This is a messenger RNA of Dipodomys spectabilis (banner-tailed kangaroo rat), 1726 nucleotides long. RefSeq names its product origin recognition complex subunit 6 (gene Orc6). The coding region runs from base 212 to 967 and encodes 251 amino acids. Gene Ontology annotation, biological process: DNA replication; DNA replication initiation. The record is from RefSeq and is a predicted model, not a curated record. The transcript is spliced from 7 exons. Lineage: Eukaryota; Metazoa; Chordata; Mammalia; Rodentia; Heteromyidae. Gene Ontology annotation, molecular function: DNA binding. Gene Ontology annotation, cellular component: nuclear origin of replication recognition complex.
CAAGGUCCACGGUAUUCACCCAGGAUACCGCACUGGUUCAUGCGCGUGCGCGUAGGAAAGACUACGCUUGGUGUAAGGGACAGCCUCUUUGUCGCGUUUCAACCAAUCUAAUUGCGCCAGGGGUUGGCCCUGACGCUCACUGGCCAGCGCUGCUACCGCGUUGGGUUUCGUCCCACGGUAACUGUGCGCGGGAGUCGUUUUGGUUGGCGCCAUGGGAUCGGGACUGAUCCCGUGCUUAGCCCCGCGCCUAGGACUUUCGGAACCUGAGGUGCUGAGGAAAGCAGAAGAGUACCUGCGACUAUCCCAGGUGAAAUGUAUCAGUCUGUCUGCACAUACUACAGAAACCAGCAAUGCAGUCAUGUGCCUAGACCUUGCAGCUUCCUAUAUGAAGUACCCCUUGGACAGGGCUUAUUUAAUUAAACUUUCUGGUUUGAACAAGAAGAUGUACCAGAGCUAUCUUAAAUCUUUUGAGUGUUUACUGGGCCUGAACUCAAAUAUUGGAAUAAGAGACCUCAGUGUACAGUUUAGCUGUACAGAAGCAGUGAACAUGGCUUCAAAGAUUCUACAAAGCUAUGAAGCCAGUCUUCCCCAGACACAGCAAGUAGAUCUUGACUUAUCCAGGCCUCUGUUCACCACUGCUGCACUACUUUCAGCAUGCAAGAUUCUAAAGCUGAAAGUGGAUAAAAACAAAAUGGCAGCCACUUCGGGUGUAAAGAAAGCUAUAUUUGAUCGACUGUGUAAACAGUUAGAGAAGAUUGGACAGCAGAUGGACAAGGCACCUGGAGACUUAGGUAGUCCACCAAGGAAGAAAAAGAAGAUGGUUGAACCACUAGCUACGGAAAUAGAGAAGGUAGAAGACAUCCAAUGUAAACUACAAAAAGAUGAAGAUCUGACACAAGAUUAUGAUGAAUGGAAAAGGAAAAUUUUAGAAAAUGCUGCCAAGGCUCAAAAGACAACAGCAGAGUGACUUCUGCUUCCAGAUUGGUAUCUGCUUCUGUUAGGUAGUAAACCGUUCUCCAGAAAGAUUUGAGGGCUUUGAUGAAAUUGGUUUGAACUUUCAGAACAAGGUUGCUCACCAUUGCCUUAGUAGCAAAGAAACCAGAACACAGACGAAUUCUGGACAGUGGACUGGCUUUUGACAUGAGAACAUGUGGACUGGCUUUUGACAUGAGAACAUUACAUCAAUCACAGUGUCUUACAUACUCUUGACUCCACAAGUCUAUGCUGGAGUUGCAAGUCAUAUUUUCUGUUUUAAACUAAUGACAAUCUGGUUUUAUCCUGAAUAUAUAUUUUAGGCUGAAUGGAAUCUUACAGGUUUUACUUACUUUUUUUUAGUAAACUUUUUUGGUUUACCUCAAUAUAUUGCAGUCAAAGCUAGUAAUUUUUUUUAAUUAAAAAUGCAUUUUCUGUCAGCUUCAAGGAAUCGUUGGGCCAAAUCUGUGUCUUCACCAGCAGGAAAAAAAACCCAGGUUUCUGUACAUUGAGCUUCAAUGCUCACUAUACGACAAUUCAAAUCAUACUUUCUGGGUUGAAGACCAUACUCAGCCACUCACCACAUGUGAAACAUUGAUCAAAGCAAUUCACUUUAUGAUUCAUCUGUGAAAUAGUAAUAAUGAUUAUUACCUCAGUAUAAUUUUAAGGAGUGUAAAAGCCAAUACAUGAAAACCAUUUCCUGUGAAAGUAAAUACUGUGUAAACAUUAAAGUAUAGAAAUGUUAUUUGUGAAA